Messenger RNA from Colossoma macropomum (tambaqui), 1593 nucleotides. RefSeq names its product mitogen-activated protein kinase kinase kinase 5-like. The record is from RefSeq and is a predicted model, not a curated record. Gene Ontology annotation, biological process: cellular response to stress. Gene Ontology annotation, molecular function: MAP kinase kinase kinase activity. Lineage: Eukaryota; Metazoa; Chordata; Actinopteri; Characiformes; Serrasalmidae.
GGUUUUAAUCCUAAUGGCUUCUCAUGGUCCUUUUUUCAACAGGACAGGGUGUACUUUUAAAUCGGACAAGUAAGGAAUGUCCACAAGAAAAGCCCCCUCCUCCUACUGGGCCUGCCUUUGCUGUAUUAGGUGUAUGUCUCUUUAAGAGGCGUUCCCCUGUAUGCUAAUCUCACCGCCCAAGCUCCGCCCUGUUUCCGCCUGAGUGCUGUGUGUCUGUGUGAGAGCGAUAGCAGUGGAGAGGCAGGGCAGGGUCCCAACACGGCAACAGGGAGCACGAGAGAGGGUGUGCGUGUUCGCGACUUGUUUUCGUUUGUUUGUUUGGCGAUGAGGUAACUUCGCGCAGCCUCGCGUCGGAUCCGUCGAGCUUUCCUCGUGAAGAUGGUGUCGCGCUCUGCAGACCGAGGACUGUCCCCGCCUCCGCCUCCUCGCUGCCGUUUCGUGCCCGAACUUCAGCUUAUCGUGGUGGUGGUGGUGCACGGAAAGGCGCGCGGAGUCCCUCAGCUGGAGCGCAUCGAGACCGUUCACUUUUAAACUGCAGCGCGCGCGGCGGAGUCGUGACUGGAGCGAGCGAGCGAGCGAGCGAGCGCGUGGCAUCUGACAGCAGCGGCAACAGUAGCUCGCGCUCGUGUUUCCUCACAACUUUUACUGCCCAAACUUCGUUAUAGAGUCUUUUUCUGUUGAAUAUUUCUCUCGGAAUCAAAACAGAAUCGCUUUUUAAAGGAAUUCAACCUUUUUUUUUUGGCGUUUUUACUCUUUUCUGCUCGGAGGAAUGCCGGCGCGUGAGCGUCGUCGUUUAAAGGAACUCCACCUGAGGUAACCGGAGGAGUUAUUUAUUCUUCUUCUCUUUUAUUACCUUUUCCUCCGUGUUUUACCCGUUAAGAGGAUGAACUCGGAGCCCGACGGCGUCUCUCUCUCGGUCCCGUGUCGCGAGGAGGGCUCGCGCCCAGCCGUACCAGCCGCCGGCACGUUCUGGCACGACCCUGCGGCGGCGGCGGUCAGCACAGGAUGCCCCGCGGAGAGCGGACACGGGCUGCUGGCUGCGGCGGGGAAGUGCAGCUCAGCCAGCCGCCGGGCCAGCGUGUCUUACGUGCUGAACUCGGAGACGGGCGCGGAGAGCAUGGCCCUGCAGUGCCUGAGGGACGCCUGCGAGACCGUGGGCAGCACGCUGGAGAUCGUGCUCUUCGGGAAGCUGGACUUCGGCGAGACGUCCGUGCUCGACCGCUUCUACAACGCAGAUAUUGCUGUGGUGGAGAUGACCGAUGCUUUCAGGCAGCCAUCUCUGUUCUAUCACCUGGGAGUGAGGGAGAGUUUCAGCAUGGCCAACAACAUCAUCCUGUACUGUGACUCCAACUCAGACUCACUGCAGUCUCUACAGGAGAUUGUGUGCCAUAAGAACACUACGUGUGCGGCUAACUACCUGUUCAUCCCAUACAUGGUGACCCCUCAGAAUAAGGUGUACUGCUGUGAGAGCAGUCUGAUGAAGGGGCUCAGCGAGCUGAUGCAGCCCAGCUUUGAGGCUCUGCUCGGACCCAUCUGCAUGCCCCUGCUGGACCGCCUCGUCCAGAUCCUCACUGUAACGCAGACCAGCUCCUG